This is a messenger RNA of Cuscuta epithymum, 6525 nucleotides long. NCBI's taxonomy places the organism in Eukaryota, Viridiplantae, Streptophyta, Magnoliopsida, Solanales, Convolvulaceae. The record is from the annotation of a GenBank genome assembly.
AAUAGGUCUCAAUUCCGCUUAUAUAAGUUUCAAACUCUUUCCUAAUUAGCACCAAGUAUAUCAGACUCUCAAAUGCCAUAGUAAUUGUGAGCAAAGAAAUAUCCAAGAAAUUAAAAGCCCAGAAUGAGGACAGCCAUUGUUCUCCUUCUCUUCCUCUCUGUUGCAACAUUUCUCACCAAUUCAUCAUGGCUUGCUCUUCCUCCUCUUCUUCUCUUCAUGGGGCUUGCUUUCUAUUGGUUCAAUACCAUGUGGAUUCAGCCACAGAGGCUGAGAUGGAAGAUUCAGAGGCAAGGAAUCAAAGGGCCCAAGCCUUCUCUUCUGUAUGGGAAUAUCCCAGAAAUGCAGAGAAUCCAAGCUGCUGCUGCUGCAACUUCCAUGAAAGCUUCAAGCUAUGGUGAAUUUGUGGAGCACGAUUACACUGCCAAGCUCUUCCCCUAAUUUGAACAAUGGCGAAAAGAAUAUGUCAUCCGCAUAGAAUCGUCGGAGCUGGUAGGAGGAGAAUGUGAAGCGGCGGACUCUGCAGCUGCUCUGGAUAACUCGACUCCUCUGCUACGCCACACAUCCGAGCUCCAAAAAUGUCUCUUCUUCUGUUGCUAAAAACAUCCUCCGCAAUUGUAGCGUUUUUCAGAGCUUGCAACUUUCUCAUUUUCACCUUUUAACUCACAUCUUUAAUGAUUCAAUUAAUUGAAUGUUCAGGUUUAUAUAUGUAACACUUGAGAUUUAAUAUAAAUGGAUUAAUAGUACUACUCAUACCAACAAGAUGCAUCUCCUUUUAAGGGAGCUCAUCUGUCAAGAACUCCAAAAUUAAGCAUGCUUGCAUGGGAGUAGUCUUGGGAUGAGUGACCACCUGGGAAGUUUUUCAGGGCGCGCACGAGUGAGGACAAAGUGCGCGGAAAAGGCUAGUGGCGGUUUGUGAGGACAGUACUCGAGGUCUGAAGUAACUACCUCGGGACCUACGGGCCCAGGGUGUUACAGGUGGUAUCAGAGCAACCCUGCGACAGUGUGCUGAUCCAUUGGAUAUCGGACAGACACUUAGCAGGGGAAAAGAUUUUAGGAUUUGAUUGAGAUUUGAGAUUGGUUUAUGGGCGCAACGAGGACGUUGCGAUCCUAAGUGAGGGUGAUUGUAACACUUGAGAUUUAAUAUAAAUGGAUUAAUAGUACUACUCAUACCAACAAGAUGCUUCUCCUUUUAAGGGAGCUCAUCUGCCAAGAACUCCAAAGUUAAGCGUGCUUGCAUGUGAGUAGUCUUGGGAUGGGUGACCCCCUGGGAAGUUUCUCAGGGCACGCACGAGUGAGGACAAAGUGCGUGGAAAAGGCUAGUGGCGGUUUGUGAGGACAGUACUAGAGGUCCCGAGUAACUACCUCGGGACCUACGGGUCCGGGGUGUUACAAUAUAUUUAUACCGAGCACUUUUAGAAAUGAGUUUUAUUUUAAACUCAAAUGAGUUAAACGCCUAAAAAAAUGAACAAACAUAAAUGAGCUUUUGAACUUUUGAAUACCCAUUUUGUAAGUUAUGUAUGUCCAUUUAGUACCUUUGUUAUGCUUAUUUAAAAAUGUUAUAUCAAUGCAUAUUUCAAAAGUCUCAUAUUACAUUAGAUUCAUAUAGAAGUUUGGUCCUCCUACUCCAUGUAUAUUUCUUUGUUUAAUAAAUAGGUGGGGUUUUACCUGGCCCUCACCCCAAAACUCUAAAAAAAAAUAGACAUGAGACCACAAAUCAUGAUACUCAAUCGCACGAUUCUAACACUCAAUAGCAAAGGUUAGAUGCUCACUGAAAAUGUCUCGAUGCUCAACUAACAAAACUUACAAUUGUCACAUCGAAGCCACAAAUGGUUAAAUUUAGGAUAUUCUUUCUUUAUGUGAGUUUUUCUACUCGAACUCUCAACUUCGCUCCUAUAGCAACUUUCACCUUCAAUAACAGAGACAUUUCGUAUUUAAUAUUGCGAUUUGGGAAAGUAUUUUACUGUUAAUAACUAAUUGGUUCUGGUAUAGCUCAUGUAAGAAUUUAUUAUAACUAUAGGAUAUUCCUUUUUCAUGACUUACUGCAUUUAGUCGAGUGAUCCACAAACGACGAAAAUCUCUCUUUUGUAUAUCCCUACCCCGAGCAGCUAACACAUCCAACAAUAAAUUGAAUGAUCAAAUUACUCCGAAUUAUAGAGCUACGACACAAUCAAACCCAAACGAACAAAACGUUGAAAGAAAAAAUAACAAAAAGAAAUAUUGUAAUGGAACAUUUUGAAAUUCAAAUCCAAACUAACAAAUCUUAUGAUUUUCAUAUCAAUGAACAUUUUGUAAGUUACAUAUGCUUAUUUGGUACUGAUGUUAUGCUCAUUUAAAUGUCAAUAAUGUCAUAUCAUUGCAUAUUUCAAAAGUAUCAUAUUACAUUAAAUUCGCAUUUUGACAUUCAUAAGAGUGUAUUAUAGAUAUAAUUUAGUCAAGCAUUCCAGCCCAGCUGGUUGUGAGGUUAUCGUGCCUAGUGGGAGGUCUCGAGUUCAAAACCUGCUAGGCACAUAAGGGUUCGAAACUCCAUGGAGUGAGUUCCAGCAUAGAUUACUCUAGGCCCCCAGCCCCUCUCCCCAGACCCCCCCUGGAGUAAAAAAAAAACAAAACAAAAUGUUUUUAUAAAAGAAAAAAUAAGAAAAAAACUAAAUUAGAAGAUAUGAAGCAGAGACCGUGAUGCUCAUUGUUAGCCUCCUAAUACUCAAUAAAAUAGGUCAAAUGCUCACUAAAAAGUACACUAAUGCUCAUUUAGCGAAAGCUGUGAUUUUUCACUUAAAUUACAAAAAUGCCGCCGAUUUUUUUUGGACUGUAUUAGUUAAUGGAUUGUCUUAGUUGAGAUGGAUGUACGUACACCCAGAUCACCCAGAUGUAGGAUAUAGGACUUCACACAUCGUCCCCAUGUCACUACCACAUUAUCUAGAUAUUUUUAUUUUUAUUUAUUUCACACAUUAUUUUUUAGGUUAUUCCUGGAAUAUUAUAAAAAUAAAAUUAUGGACGAAAAUGUUAAUAAAAUUACUAGGAAAAACUGUGCUUUAUAAUCAGAUCACUAUGACGCAUAAAUUGAACAUAUAAUACUAAUUAAAAAAGUUAUUAAAUCACACUUUUAUUUUAUAUCCUUUAAUAGAUGCUUGGUGUACAUUUUGUGUGUGUAUACUUUUGGCACACUUGUCUAUCUACACAAACAAGUGCUAUAUUUCAUUAUGAAUUGUCUUUAUACACUAAAAAGUGUGCCAAAAGUGCACACAAAGAGUGUACAUCAAGCUCGGCUUUUUCAAUUUUUCUUUUCCGUGCGUCGCAAAAUAAUCUUCACUUUCUUUUUUUGGCAACCAAUUUGUGGUUCACAGUUAUUCUUACACAUUUCUUAAUUUUCGUGCCAAAUGUACUUUUUAAUGGCGUGCCAAAUGUAAUUUGAAAAAUAAUUUAGGAACAGAGGGAGCAUUUAACAUUUUUUCUUUUUAUAAUCUUGUGAAAAUUAAGUUGUAAUUGAAAAAUUAAUUAGUUGAUAGAAAAGUGACCUUUCAUACUAUAGUUACUACAAUAGAAACUUUAGUUGUGAGGAAGUGGACCAACUCAAUUUCGCCGACUCAUUCUUCCUUGUGGGAGGUCUUGAGUUCGAAAUUUCAUAAAGGCAGUUGUAGCCAUGUUCACUCCAACCCUCGACCCCCUGACUAAAAAAUACUAGUAGUAAUUUUAGUGAUCAUGAUUAUUUUUAGUAUUACAUUAUAAUGACCAUGAUGAUUCCACACUUAUAGUUACUUUAGUUACAUUUUCGUUCAUAUGUUUCAUUUCAGUAAUAUUUAAGGAAAAACUUAUUACGGAGUAUUAGAAAAACUAAGAGUGUCAAGUACCUUGUGAUUUGAUGGCAUUUUCUUCUGAAGUGAAGGUCACAUGUUUGAGUCUCAUUCAAAUCAAAGGUGUUGAUAUUAUCUUGAGCGGAUAUUUUUUUUAGAAUGAUGUACUAUCUCUGUCCCUGAAUUAUCUUCCCAAAUUUCUUCGUCCAUCCAAAAAUGAUCUCCUGUUUCCCUUUUAACCAAGAAUUUGUGGUUCAUAACAUUACAUAUUUCUCUCCCUUCUCCACAAAUCUCCAUCACACAAUUCCCAUUUUCUUAAUUUGUGUGCAAAAAUGUACUUUGAAAGAUAAUUUAGAGACGGAGGGAGUACAAAAAACAGAGUAGUAAACUCUUUAGGAAAAGUAAUCCAUAAAUCACAACGUGAGGAAAUGUAGACAAGUGUUCACGUGUAGAGAAAAUUCCUUAAAUAGAGUAAAAUAUAGACAAGUGUACAAAUGGUACCAUUUUUUUCUAAACAAGACUUAUUCACUCCUAAUUUGAAAAGUUAUGUGUUUUCAUAAAUUUGAAAUCGCUUAAAUAGGAAUAAAUUGUAAAACAUACUUCGUAUGUAAUGUUCAAAAUUAGGACUAAGUAUAUUUUCUACCCUAAGUAGAAAAUAAGGAAAACUGUCCUAAGUAGAAGUAAACGAGCUUAAUUUGGAACUCCAAUUUAGAAUUGUUGGGUUUUUCUUCCAAAAAUAGGAGUCGUUACUGACGUGAUGGACAAAUAGUACUCCGUACCAUUAAUGGCGAGAAAUACUGUCAUGUUAAUGUCUAGUAAUCCAACUAUUUUGACAAUAAUGACUCCAAAAUGUCAGUAUAUACUAUAAUGUUACUUCUAUUUCUAGAAGAAAAACAUAUAACAGUCCUAUUUUCGAAUUUCAAAAUUUGUUUACUCUUAUUUCGGGAGCUUCCCAAGAAAAUAAUGCAAAUCUUUUUUGAGAAAUUAAAACUUGCAAUGUUUUUGAAACAAAAUCGCUUAUAUUGACAUCAUUAGUAGCGCCUCUCAUCCAUUCCAAUAACUAAUUUAAAAGACAACACAUAAUCUAUGUUUAACAAAAGAAGAUGAUUGAAUAAGACUAGAUUAUAAGUUAGUACCUUGUACGUUGGUGUGAUUAUGAUUAUCAUCAUCAGGUUACAUUUUGUAUUUUUUAUGGUGUGCUUGUAACAGGUUGCAUAUAUACAUAUUCCACGGGAAGCAAACAACAUUUGUAUGUGAACAAUGCAGACAUGGUGAAAGAGAUGAACCAAAUCAAUAGCUCGGCAUUAGGGAAGCCUUCUUAUGUCACCAAGAGACUCUCUCCUCUGCUUGGGAAUGGCCUGCUGAGGUCAAAUGGCCAUUUAUGGUUACUUCAGAGAAAAAUUAUUGCACCAGAAUUCUUCAUGGACAAAGUCAAGCAUCGAGUGUACUUGAUGUUGGAAUCGGCAGAAGAGAUGGUUAGGAAAUGGGAUAACAUUGUUGAUGCUCAAGGAGGAGUAAUUGCAGAGAUUGUAGUGGACGAGGAUAUGAGGAACCUUUCAGGAGAUGUAAUUUCCAAGGCUUGCUUUGGAAGAUCUUAUCACCAAGGCAAACAGAUUUUUUCAAAGCUUAGAACUUUGAAAAAUAUCAUUUCAUCACACAGUUACCUCUUUGGUUUCCCUACAUUAUUAGGAAAGAACAAAGGCAUUGCCAGUUUGGAGUUGGAAAUAGAUUCCUUGAUAUGGAAAGCGGUGAAGGAAAGAGAUUCAUCUUCAUUAGAGAAGGACCUUUUGCAAUGCUUACUAGAAGCCGCCAUUAAUGAUGAGAGUAUGGACGAGGAUUCAUCAAGAAAGUUCAUAGUUGAUAAUUGCAAGAACAUAUACUUUGCAGGGCACGAGGCCACCGCAGUGGCUGCAUCUUGGUGCCUCAUGCUUUUAGCUCUUCACCCGGAUUGGCAAUCUCUCAUACGUCAAGAGAUUGACCAGCUUUGCCAAAGCAAUCCACUAGAUGGAGACUCAAUCUCAAAAAUGAAGGUGGUGACAAUGGUGAUCCAAGAAGUUCUUCGUUUGUACCCACCAGGUGCAUUUGUGUCCCGAGAAGCCCUACAUGAAACAAAGAUAGGGCACAUUGUGGUGCCUAAAGGGGUGUGUUUGUGGUCAUUGAUCCCAACAUUGCAUCGGGACCCGAAGAUAUGGGGCCCCAAUGCGAACAAGUUUAAACCGGACCGGUUCGCUAAUGGGGUAUCUAGUGCAUGUAAAAUGCCUCAAGUGUAUCUACCUUUCGGGUUAGGUCCUCGUCUUUGUGUAGGGCGGAACUUUGCCAUGUUUCAGCUCAAAGUUGUGAUAUGUGUUAUCAUCUCCAAGUUCUCAUUUUCGCUUUCCCCAAAGUAUAAACAUUCCCCGGCCUUUAGAAUGAUUGUAGAGCCCGGGGAGGGAGUUCAUAUUCUCAUUGAGAGGUUGAAGGAGGGUUGAAAUUCUUUGCACUUAGUUUGCCAAAGAUGAGAUGUAUCCGAUAAAAUAAAGUUGGGGUGAUUGAGUCCUAGUUCAGGGGUACUUUUUAUUAGAUUUUAUGUAUCUUAUAAUAAUUUAAUUAUGAUGAAGCGGUCCAGCUCACUGAGUGCCGACUCACUGUCCCAUAUGGGGGUCCCAUUUUCCAAUCUCCCCCAACCUCCUCCUAAGAGUACAAAAGAAUAAUAAUCUUAUUUUAAGAAUCUCUUAAUGCAUGAGGCUUAUGUUGAUGU